AUGCCCACUGAACCACCCUGUCUUGGCCUAGUUACAGCUCCUCCUCUACUCCGCCGCGCGCCGCCUACGUACCUGGCCCAAAUUGAACCCCCCCGCGCGCAGCCUUCCAUCAAAUCAUCCAAGUACACAGCACUCAACAAGGACCUCCACCACAGCUCAAGCUACACAAGCUCGCUCUUGCAUCACGAGCCACACCCCUCGCCACUACGACCGCCUCCGACCAACCGAUCCAACAACACCAUACUAUCCGUCCUAUACCAGGGGAUGACUGCCCCGGAGCAGCCCGCUGGGGGACCAGAGCCGCCAUCCCAGUCUCCCAGCGAGGCCCAAGCCCAACAAACUGAGGCUGAUGUUGAGCCCAGAGCAGGGGACGCCGCUGCGCUUAUAGACCCUUCCACAGUACAGCAUGGAAUGGAACCGUCUCAGACAAUACAGUCAGCUCAGAACCAAACAUCCUCGACCGAUAAUACGCCUUCCGACACCGCACACGUGGUCGAGUCCGCACCCGAAACACCAACCCCGACCACACCGCCUGCGCAGACGGGCUCCAAAAUGUCACAGCAGCUCGCUGCCGCCACUACCAAGAAGCAAAACGACGAUGCCUCGGCCAGCGCACAGGAUCGCGACACCAUGUCUUCCUCAGCCAUCACCAUCCGGCCGGCCAAGUCCGACGCCGACCCUGCCAGACAGUUCCUUUCACCAGAGCCCUCGAGCUACGUCGACCCCACACCAGCGACGCCCAUGACCUCCCAGCCGACGUCACGGUCACCCUCCAAUGCCGCCAGGUCCCAUCGUUCCGACUCCAUCUCGCCGAUUAGGUCGGCCGAGAGCGAGGACAAGAGAUAUGCCAGCGAAGAGGAGCCCGACGGCGGGUCGCGGUCCGAGAUUCAGAGCAUCAUGGAGCAGUUUAGCGAGUACGGAGGCGGCCCCGGCGCUGACGAGGUCAUGAGCCCGAGACUGGAGAUUACUUCUCCCAUGUUCGCCGGCGCAUCUCUUCAGCACCAGCACCCGCCCAGAAAGUCGAGCCUCGAGCCGCUUUCCACCAAUACGGGCAGCCAGGCGUUGGAUGCGGAUGCGCUCGGCGCUCCCACCCCAUCGCCCACCAAAGAGCAGCAAGCGACCGAUGACCACGGCCCCCCAGUACCUCCCAAGGACGGAUCGUUUGGCACGCCGCCCCGGAACAGGGAAACCCGGGCAUCGGCUAGUCUUGCUUCCCCGACGUCUCCUCAGCUGUCCAUCCACCGCCCGCCCCCUCCCGCCCCCGAGCCCGAGCCAACACUGCCGUUUGACUUUCACAGGUUCCUCGAACAGCUCCGCAACAAAAAGGCCGACCCGGUCGCACGCUACCUCAAGUCCUUCCUGACCGAGUUCGCCAAGCGCCAGUGGAUGGUGCACGAGCAGGUCAAAAUCAUUAGCGACUUUUUGGCCUUCAUUGCCAACAAGAUGAUGCUCUGCGAGGUCUGGCGUGACGUCUCCGACGCCGAAUUUGACAAUGCGCGCGAGGGCAUGGAGAAGCUCGUCAUGAACCGCCUGUACUCGCAGACAUUUUCGCCCGCCAUCCCGCCCCCGAAGCCCGUCCCUGGCGCCCGCCCCAAGAAGCGCGGUGGUGAGCUGCCGCUCGGGCCGGGCCGUCGCGGGCAGCACCAAGAGGACGUGGAGCGCGACGACAUUGUUGCGCAAAAGAUUAACAUUUACGGCUGGAUAAAGCCCGAACAUCUGGAUAUUCCCAUUGUCCAAGACAGCGGACGAAAGUUUCUGAAGCUGGCCCAGCAAGAAUUAUUGAAGAUCAAGUCGUAUCGUGCCCCACGCGACAAGAUCAUUUGUGUUUUGAAUUGUUGCAAAGUCAUUUUUGACUCCUUUAUGCCCCUACUCAUAUACGUCGUUCUUCAAUCCAACCCCGAGCAUUUAGUAUCUAAUGUCCAAUACAUUUUGCGCUUCCGCAACCAAGAUCGUCUCGGUGGCGAGGCUGGUUACUAUCUCUCAUCCCUGAUGGGAGCGGUGCAGUUUGUUGAAAACAUGGACCGCACUUCCCUCACCAUCAGUGACGACGAAUUCGAAAAGAGCGUCGAGGCCGCCGUCUCCGCCAUUGCCGAGCGCAACGCGGCUCUGUCACCUACCAUCCGCCAGCAGGCCACCUUCUCCGAGAAGCCCGCUUGGGGUCACACCGACGGCACUGGCAGUACCGCCCCGGAGCGUGCGUCUCCAUCGACGACGGCUCGGCCCAGCUACGAUGGCGAGUCAGAACCUGGCGAUGGUGCCGCCAUCUCGGGCCUGUUGCGCACCUUUCAGAGGCCGCUCACCACCAUUGGGCGCAUCUUCUCCGACGAGCCCGUAUCGUCGUCUCCCUCCUCGUCAUCCACCAGCGGACGGCCCAUGCACCCACCUCGAUCGUCGCAGGACAGCGGCUCCCUGCGGCCCAGCACGGAAGAUAUACGCCCGUCUGCCCGGCCCCAGACGACACAACAACAGCCGCCGACGCACGCGCUCUCGGCCGAGGAAGCUGCCGCGCGCCAGGCAAGCGCCGAGACGGCCGAAGCGCAGCGUCUGCAGCGCGCCGAGCAUGCCAACGUUGUCGAGACGCUGGCUGGCAUGUUUCCCGACCUUGACAAGGAUGUCAUCAGCGACGUCGUGUACGAGAAGCAGGGAAGGCAAGUUACCCCGGAAGUCGGGUUGGCUGUCGAUGCAUGCCUAGCGCUGUCUAGCUAG
Cordyceps militaris CM01 is the source of this 2706-nucleotide messenger RNA. RefSeq names its product guanine nucleotide exchange factor Vps9. Gene Ontology annotation, biological process: vesicle-mediated transport. Gene Ontology annotation, molecular function: small GTPase binding; ubiquitin binding; guanyl-nucleotide exchange factor activity. The transcript is spliced from 6 exons. Gene Ontology annotation, cellular component: endocytic vesicle; cytosol. The coding region runs from base 1 to 2706 and encodes 901 amino acids. The record is from RefSeq and is a predicted model, not a curated record. NCBI's taxonomy places the organism in Eukaryota, Fungi, Ascomycota, Sordariomycetes, Hypocreales, Cordycipitaceae.